AUGAUCGCUUGUACAAGUCUAACCCACAAAUCUCUCUUCUUUCCCUUUCACUCUAUAAGACUGGAAAACAAGGUGGCAAUCGUAACAGGCGGCGCGAGUGGGAUCGGAGCCAGUGCAGUGCGUCUCUUCCAUGAGAGCGGCGCGUGGUUGAUCAUUGCCGACAUUCAAGAUGAUGCAGGGCGAUCCCUAGCUGCCAAGCUAGGCGAAAGGGCCAACUACAUCCGCUGCAACGUCACUGACGAGGAAGACGUCCGCAACCUCGUGGACACCACCAUGGCCAAACACGGAAAGCUCGACAUAAUGUACAGCAACGCGGGCGUCUUGGACAGUCUUCCUGUCCGGAGCAUUUUGGACACAACCAAGAGCGACCUAGACAAACUCUUUGGGGUGAAUGUGUACGGCGCUUUCCUAGGAGCCAAGCAUGCCGCGAGGGUCAUGAUCCCACGGCGCGAGGGUUGCAUACUCUUCACCGGCAGUGCUUGCACGUCCAUCGCCGGCCUCGGGACCCAUACGUACGCCGCUUCAAAGUAUGCUGUUUUGGGUCUAGUGAGGAACCUAGCCGCGGAGCUCGGGGAACACGGAAUAAGGGUCAAUUGCGUGUCGCCUUACGCAGUCGUGAGGACCGGGAUCAUGGGGACGAGGGAGAGGGAUGAAGCUGAAUUGGUGAAAGCAGAGAAAUGGACGAGCGAAUUGGGCAACUUGAAGGGUCAGACUCUGAGUCCCGAGAGCGUUGCCCGAGCAGCUCUUUACUUGGCCAGUGAUGAGGCCAAUUACGUGAGCGGCCAGAACUUGGUGGUGGACGGCGGCUACAGUGUGGUCAAUCCCACUAUGGAGAAAGCUCUUAGAGCAACCUUCCUCGCAUGAACGAAGUUAAAUCCACUCUUGCCAUG
Messenger RNA from Rhodamnia argentea, 890 nucleotides. Its product is annotated as tropinone reductase-like 1. Gene Ontology annotation, molecular function: oxidoreductase activity. The record is from RefSeq and is a predicted model, not a curated record. The transcript has a single exon. Lineage: Eukaryota; Viridiplantae; Streptophyta; Magnoliopsida; Myrtales; Myrtaceae. Bases 1 to 864 code for a protein of 287 amino acids.